Messenger RNA from Lethenteron reissneri (Far Eastern brook lamprey), 2529 nucleotides. It is a transcript of the gene SDHAF2, whose product is annotated as succinate dehydrogenase complex assembly factor 2. The record is from RefSeq and is a predicted model, not a curated record. NCBI's taxonomy places the organism in Eukaryota, Metazoa, Chordata, Hyperoartia, Petromyzontiformes, Petromyzontidae. Gene Ontology annotation, biological process: mitochondrial respiratory chain complex II assembly; mitochondrial electron transport, succinate to ubiquinone; protein-FAD linkage. Gene Ontology annotation, cellular component: mitochondrion.
AUUCCAGGAUCUCAGCAUGGCGGGUUCUGCUCUGCGAGUGUGUGGCAAGCUCCUGCUGCGUCGCCCUCCGUCGCUCUCGGCGGCCGCACCGUUUGGGUCUCGUGGCUACAAUGGGGAGGCCCCGGGCCACCCCGGGGAGAACGGAGACAGCACGCUCCCGCCGUGGGAGGAGCGCACGGGCGAGCCGCUGGACACGAAGCGAGCGCGCCUGCUGUACGAGAGCCGCAAGCGCGGCAUGCUGGAGAACUGCAUCCUGCUGAGCUUCUUUGCCAAGGAGUAUCUCAACACCAUGAGUGAGAAGCAGCUGCGUUUAUACGACAAACUCAUUAACCAGCCCAGCAAUGACUGGGAUAUAUACUACUGGGCAACAGGGGCUCGCCCGACGCCUAGCGAAUUCGACUCGGAGGUGAUGCACCUCCUGCAGGAGUACGCCAAGAACCGAAACAUGGAGCAGCGAAUCUGCCAGCCAGACCUGGAGUACCUCUUCGAGAAAAAGGCCUGAAGGGCGAGGACGCCCGCCCACUGCCAGCAAUGUUCACCGUUUCACGGCCGGUCACGUCUACUCUUGGCAAACAGCGAUGAUGCCCUCCUCUUGUGGCCGGUCCAAUUAUCAUGUCACGUGAGCGAUUGUGGUCUCUUUUUUUUUCGGGCCACAUAUACACGUGAUGAAGUUCUGCUGCUGCCAUCUAGUGGCAGCAUCUGGACAAGAAAAUAUUGCACAACGAAUAACCAGGGUCAUGCCUCUUCCAUGAAUUCUGAAACGUGUUACCAAUUGACCAAUAUUAUACAGAAUUUGUUACAAAAAGUGUUUGGCCGCAGAGAGACGUGCAGUUAAAAAAACAGACGCCCAGCUGUGAGCAGGGUUCAGCUGCGCCGUUCAGGACGUGCUCUGAGAGGCGUUAACUGCUAAAACCUCACGUGGACGCGAGACCCGAUGUCAGUGCGUCUCCAGUGAGAGAUCUGUUAACAAGAGCAAUGAUGAAAACAAUUCUUCUUGGUUCUUUCGGUAAAGUCACGUAGAAGGGAAAUAAUAAAAUAAUAAAAAUAAACCAAGAAAAUAAUUCUCACGACGUUUCGGCCACAACGCAAGCAGCCGUUUUUUAUUAUGUUUUAUUUUUAUUAUUUUAUUAUUUCCCUUCUACGUGACUUUACCAAAAGAACCAAGAAGAUGAAUCCCUGCAGUCACGAAAGCUUUAAAUCGAAAUGUAAACAAUUGUCACCUUGGUGGAGUUUUUCCUAUUCAAGUCAGCAAUGGCUUAGUGCACUAAAAUUAUCAAUCGUGACAAUGACUACGACUACCCACCAAAGACCAAAGCGUGACUGACACGAUGUCGUUAGCGAGUGUAUGAAGACGCAGACAGAUAAUUUCGGAGCGUUAUUCGACGCUCUUGCGCGGAGAGCCGCGUUCUACACAGUGCAGUAUCGCUACGCACUCCACGUUGUGGUUGAAAGUUUUACAGAUGUCGGCUUGUGACGCCGAGACGCUUGCCGUGUCAGUUUCCAGGGUCUCGUGCCAAUGUGGUGUCAUUUCGUCGUCCGCAUUGAGUGUGUUUGGUGCGCGAAGAAAUAUUCACGAUGUUAAAUUUAGACUUGGCCAUUUAAUACCAAGAAAUAAUACGACCUGCUCAAUGAACAUUCGCAGCCCCAAUUUGUCAUUCCACUGCAGGAUGGGAGCCUGCCCACGCUGUGGGAUAAUUGACCAUACUUCACCACGCUGGUCAUAGCGGGUAGGGUGAAGGUGGGGGAGUAGACAAUGGAAUGUUGUACAGUGCAAUAGAUGUUGGACACCCUCACAAACGAGAUGUUUCACCUCAAGGAAUUAUCAACAAGUUCGUUAUGAACAGAUGCCAGGUACAAUAAUGUAAAUAAAGAUGUACAUUAUGACUAACAAUAUGUAACAAAAACAAUCAUAAAAUAUACCAAUUAGUACAAUAUAUGGUCUGAGCACAUGGACGACAGUUGCUGGUUGUGAGCUAUCUAUCACCAUAGUGUACAAUCAGUUGAUUUUGGCAAUUAUUUUAAAACAUCUUAGUUGGAAGCUGUAGUACUCUAAUUUAUUAAGGCACUUGUAACAGUUUUGAUUUACUGUGUCAGUAUCUUUUUUGACCGUAUUCUCUGCAUUAUAAAACCCACUUUUUGCCUUCUAUUUUCAAGCAAAGGUGAAGGGUUGGUCUUAUAAUCCAGGAGGCAUGUGUGACCAGAUUAGUAUAACCUUAAUGAAACUGGGCACAGGUGUGAUGAGGGUUUCUUACUCUCUGAAGAAGAUGGUAACACAAUGUUAUGGUUUUACAUAUCCGAAGAGAAUGUCUGUACUAGUUAUAAACCAUUUGAAAUCUAUGAAAAAUAUUGCGACAUUCAUUAUGAAUAUAAAGAAGCUCGGUUUUAGAUGUAACUUGUAAAAUGCUUUCUUGCUGUCGAGUAUUGAAAUAGUUUCAUAGGUUAACGGUUCAUUCAUUACUCGAACUUUAACAAUCAUCGUAACUUGUUUUAUCGGUUUCCAAGAGGAAAAUAAAAUGCAAUACGAAAUGU